AUGUCGACCUCAACAACACCUUUCCAAACGCCACCGCCUCUCCCUCCGGGGAAAUCCCAACACCACAUUGUCGUCCUCGAGGGGAUCCACGCCGACAUGCCGCCUUUCGACUUCCCGCACACGAUGACGGUGCACCAACGCAGCACGCCAGCGCAGGUGAGCGAGCGGAUCCGCGACGCGACGAUCGUGGUCGCGUGCGUCGUCCCCGUCACCCCGGCGGACAUGGACUCUGCGCCGCACCUGGGCUGCCUGGCCGUCAUGGCGGUCGGGAUCCACUGGGUCGACAAGGCCGACUGCGCGCGGCGCGGGGUGACGGUGACAAAGUGUCCGGCGGGCAACGUCGACGCCGUGUCGGAGCACUUUCUGGGCUUGUACUUUGCGGUGCGGCGACGGGUGGUGCAGGUCCACUCGAAAGUCACGCGGAGCGACGAGUGGCGGGAAAAGGGCACCCUGACCAAACUCUGGCCCGGCGGCCCGCCCAUGGGCUGUCGCCAGGAGGUGCUGGGCAUCAUGGGCUACGGCACGCUGGGGAAGCGGAUCGCGCAGCUCGCGCGCGCCGUCGGCUUCGGCGACGUGCUGAUCAGCGAGAGGAAAAACGCCGCCGCGGUGCGCGACGGCAGAGUCAGCUUCGACGACGUGGUUGAGCGAGCGACCGUGGUGUGCGUCUGCGUGCCCAAGGAGGACGACACCGUCGACCUGAUCGCGGAAUCCGAGUUGAGGGCCAUGAGGAAGGAUGCCCUCGUCAUCAACGUCGCGAGGGGCGGCAUCGUCAACGAGCGCGCCCUGGCGACGGCGCUGAGACAAGGCUGGAUCGCGGGCGCCGCGACAGACGUGUUGGAAGUCGAACCUGCGGGUGUCGGGUCAGGUCCCUUGACCCCGGACGUGAGUAAAGGGGAGGAAGAGGUUCCCAAUUUGACCAUUACAUCACAUAUCGCGUGGUUCACACAAACCACCAUCGAGACGUAUAGACGACUGCUCAAGGAAGGCAUCGAGGGCUGGGCCAGCGGAACCCUGCAGGAGAGUCCUGACAAGGUCAACAAGGUCGUCGUGGUGCACAAUGGAAAGGUCUGGAAUUGA
Messenger RNA from Exophiala spinifera, 1077 nucleotides. RefSeq lists its product as uncharacterized. The record is from RefSeq and is a predicted model, not a curated record. The transcript is spliced from 2 exons. Gene Ontology annotation, molecular function: NAD binding; oxidoreductase activity, acting on the CH-OH group of donors, NAD or NADP as acceptor. NCBI's taxonomy places the organism in Eukaryota, Fungi, Ascomycota, Eurotiomycetes, Chaetothyriales, Herpotrichiellaceae. Bases 1 to 1077 code for a protein of 358 amino acids.